AUGAGGGGAUUAUACGUCAAGGAAAUUAUCAAAGUCUUCUUCAUAGUUUGUAUCUCCUUUAUAAUUGUGUGCUGUACUGAGGCCUCAAAGGACAAUAGAAGAUUUUUGAACCUGAUGGGAAAUAGCAGUGGUUACAGAAAUUUCCUGAAGAUCUCUGAAGACUUGAACUACAUUUGCUAUCUUAAUAAAUCAAAAACGAGAAAUAUUAUACAAUACGAUCUGUUAAUCCCUAGGGUAUACAGUGCAAUGCAUCCAACGGGCAAUUCCUUGGUACAGAACGAAACCUACACUAUUGAGGAUUUCAUCAUUCUGCGAGACAACAAAAUGGUUCCUCCUUUUUAUAAGGUAUCCUUUUUUGCGAAAGUGGGUCUAAUCUUCCUCAGCAAUUACGAAUUAGCUAAAACAAAGCGUUUUCUGAAGCAAUUAUUGGGUAAAGCAAAAAGUGAAGGAAACAUGGUCAUUUAUUGCGAUAUAAAUUGCAUCAAACUGUACCUGCAGGAUUCACAGAAUGAUGUUUAUGAAAAAUUCGUGUAUAAAUACAGGGAUUUUGUUCCUUAUAGUACCUUAACAUUCAUUCUAGCGUAUUUAUUCGAAAAUUAUCAUUAAUUAAAUCGUUUUGCAUCA
Vavraia culicis subsp. floridensis is the source of this 624-nucleotide messenger RNA. RefSeq lists its product as uncharacterized. The transcript has a single exon. The record is from RefSeq and is a predicted model, not a curated record. Bases 1 to 606 code for a protein of 201 amino acids. Lineage: Eukaryota; Fungi; Microsporidia; Pleistophoridae.